Messenger RNA from Rhodofomes roseus, 882 nucleotides. RefSeq lists its product as uncharacterized. The record is from RefSeq and is a predicted model, not a curated record. The coding region runs from base 194 to 664 and encodes 156 amino acids. The transcript is spliced from 2 exons. NCBI's taxonomy places the organism in Eukaryota, Fungi, Basidiomycota, Agaricomycetes, Polyporales, Fomitopsidaceae.
GCGCGUCUCAUUGAUCGUCCUUUACCGUCUCGCGCGCACUGACUGACUUGUGAUAGCUUGUGAUGGCAGGUGGGUCUUCUUCAUUGAGGACGUGCUCGCGGUCUCUUCUGUGGCCUAGGUGCGCACUCUUCGUACUAUUCCCAGCUUUCCGUCCAGCCCGAGCACACGAUCGCGCUGGUUCACCUCGGCCAGGAUGCGACUGGUCGUGCCGCGCAUACGCGGGCUCGCCCGACGCAGACACGGGUGCUGGCGUGAGCGGACAGCGGGCCUCUGGCUCGUGGUCGCGGACGGGAAGGUGUGGAUCACCGUGCUCUCGCUCUCAGUGCAACCCGUUCUUCCCGACGCUCUGUGUGAUGAUGGGGCAUGGGGACUCUGUACAUACACCUUCCAUCUCUUGGAAUUCGACCUCCCUAUUCACUGUCUCUUAGUAAAGCACGUUGUGCGGCAAGCCACGCCCCUUGCGGUGGCAUAUCCAUCAGUCCUGGUCUCAAACCUCCUGGGUCCUCAGGGAGUCGGUGAAACCAAUAAUGACCCUUGGCGAUAUAACAGCGCUAGCGUCCGAAUCGGACUCGGUUACUCAGAGCUGACACUCACCCUGACACGGACGUCUGAGACUCGGCGAACAUAUGCAUAUGCGUACACCAAACCCACCUGUGACAGGUGAUUUUGCGACCUUCCGUACUUUUCAAAUGCAUUGCGCUCGUGGGUCUUCAGAAUCGUUGUGCGCGCGCUCACGAUCUCCUCUGUCUCGGAGUCUGUGCCCUAAGUGCACACUCUUCGUCCUCCCCAACUUUCCGUCCAGCCCGAGCACAUGGCCGCGCUGGCUCACCUCGGCCGAGGUGCGACUUCGGACGCGCCGCGCAUACGCAAGGAUACCAGCUC